GGUGUUGUGACAGCUUAGGAGGGUGUACGUAGCUGAUUUCACAAUACUUGAGAACAUAUUUGUGAAAAUUCGUGAUUAUUCUCCACUCAUGUGCACUAGCCAUGGGGCGUAACGCACAAAAGUUGCAUUUGUGUUCUUAUCAAUUUGAGUUUAUUUAAUGGAGGUGUAUUGUGAAUGUGCAAUGCCUCUAUUGGAUCAAUAGUACACUACAAAUUUGUAAAAUUACUCAUUCUCUCUUACUCAAUGGUGAUAGUGAUUAUAUGCUACAAGUUAUUACUGUAAUGAAUUCCAACAACCACAACCAGUCUCGAAGGAACUCCUCGUCCUUCAGUAGGCACACAAAUAACCAUUCUAAUCGACCAAAUCAUGGCCACCAGCGGUGGCCUAACCGAUAUCCCAAAGAUUACAGCAGGGAAUAUGAUAAUAACUUUAAUCGAGGUGAAUGCUCAGUACCCCCUAAUACUAGCCCUAAGGACUCCAACUAUGUUCACGGGUACCCCAAAGUGCCCUCCCAGCUGAGCCCUGUAUUGAGAAAUAGCCACAUACACUACAACAGUGAAUCCUCUGGACACCCCCACCAAGACAGACGCCACAUUCCCUUAUCAAACGCCCCUGAAAGACGCCACGCUCCUGUUCAAAACUACCACAAUGGGGGCGACAGACGACACAUGCCCAACUUGGGUGAUCGUCGUCACAUUUCCCCUCCUCUCCACAUAAAUAUCUGUGAAAAUUCACCAAACAUCAUCAGCAAUUCAUCUCCAGAUGUUUUGCAUCAAAGGAACAUGAUGGAUUUUUCAAAUUCACAGAGGAGGCAUGGCAGAGAAGUUCGGGUGAGUCCGGUCCACUUCCAGCAGCACUCACCACAGUUUUAUAGACAAGGAGGAGAAGAAAGUAUUAAAAGUGAAAGUCCGUCCCGUAAACGCCGACGCUUAUCGCGCUCUGGCCAUCAUAUUGAACUAAAUGCUCAACCGGCCUCACCCCCAAGGAGGUCACCUAGGCAGCACCCGCCCUCUACUUCACAUCACAACUUACAGGGCAGUCCCCCGUUACGUCGUCCCAGAUACCGUGAUAGGAAUGAUUUCAUACACGCACAUCAUCAAACGUUUUUACCCAGUCCUCCACCUGUUGCUCACGCUCAUCCUCAUCAGUCUACUGUAAUGAUGGAUAUCAAUCAGGUACCAGUAACGAUUCCAAUGAAUCACGAAGCCAUGUGGAGUUACACGUCGCCGCCACACAUAUCUUUGUGUACGGCUCCUCCGGGUGCCCCUCCACACAUGCACAGUUGUCAUAUGCAUAAUGUGUACCAAACGCCCCAUCAACUAGUACCCCAGCAGUUUCCCGGUUGUCUUCCACAUCAGGGUUACGGGGGCUUCCCCACUCCGCCUAGUGCUCUUUCCGUUUCUAAUCAGCAUUACAACCAGCACCUCCCGCCUCAAAGACCUGAUAGCCUUGAAUUGGAGCUCCUCAACGAUCACCAUUCUCAUACGCACUCGACACUUCACGGAGCACCCCCAUUACAUGUUUCUCCUCUUCAAGUUACACCUCCCGCCUCCUUAUUUUUGUCGGCUGAAACGAGAGGCAAUCAGUUAGAGUUAUUACAUGCCAGGUCUAGGCAGCACAGAAAUCCGCGUUUGCAACCUCCGAGGACUCGUUGGCACCACAAUGCACCCAUCAUUUCGGCGCCCGCUCAGUAUUCAGGCUUCCUACUUCAUUUCCUCGCUAUGUUUUCGAAUCCGCCAAUGUCUCCAUUCAGCCAAACCGAUCUCAGUAGUUCAGAUACUACGGAAACGGAGAAUUACGAAGCUCUUCUUAAUUUGGCCGAACAGUUAGGCGAAGCGAAACCCCGAGGUUUAGGAAAAUUAGAAAUUGAGUCGCUUCUCAGUUACAAAUUUAACGCCGAUACACACCAAGGGGAUCAGACUUCAUGUGUGGUGUGCAUGUGCGAUUUUGAAGCCAGACAAGUGCUCAGAGUCUUACCUUGCUCACACGAAUUCCAUGCCAAAUGUAUCGAUAAGUGGCUCAGAUCAAACAGAACCUGUCCUAUUUGCCGUGGGAAUGCUUCGGACUAUUUCAACACCAGUGAUUAGAUUUCCCCAACGGAAACAAUAACCUCCUUUAUAAAUUUUUUCAGAAUUGAAAGUUUUGUUGUCAGGUGCCAUUAGUUUGCCAGUAAUAGAUUUAUAAUAUCACUAAUGAACAAAAAUAUAUAUGUGUUAACACUUCCUAUUUUACUUAUCUAGUAGAUAUCGUAAGCUUGAAAUUGUUAGCAAUUGUCGGUAAGAUUUAGGUGAGCCACAUUUUUGUUUUUUAGUGUCUAUAUUCAUGUGUCAAUGUCGUACACCUAAUUCUCCAUUGUAACUACCUCUAAUACAACAGAGACGUCAAAUUUUGCAAUCAAACGUUGGACGUUACUCUGUACCUUGACAUUCGAUUAAUUUUUUGUUUGUAUGAUUGUACGUACUAGGUACAUCUUCCAUGAUAAUGUUGUUCGUUGUGUAAUUUUUCGUUACUAACGGUUACAUAAGGCUUAUCGUUAAAUUAAUUUUAAAUGAGUGUGCCUUUUUUUGCACUGACGUGUAAAACUGGCUUUAGGUUUAGUUGUAUUUUUGGCUUUGUUUAUUUCGCUUAUCUUAAAAACAAAAAAAAAUUACAAAUUUCCGCUGUCUUUGCACAUAUGCUUCAUCUACACUAUAUGUAAAAUUUGAUUUGAUAAUGAAAUUUGUACUUACUAGUUUAAAUUUGUACUUUCUCGAUAAUAUUGCAGUACAAUUCAAUGCUUUUAAUGUCAUUUUCACCAUUGUUAGAAUAAAACAAAUUUUAUCGGGUGGUAAUUAUUGUACAGAGAAUAAUUUAAUGUAAUAGGUGUGCCUUUAUAUUGUACAAUUCAACAUCUGCCAUUCCGUUUGAUUUGCAAAUAUUUUUAAAAUAAAACAAAAAUUCAAGUGGUAUGCAGGACUGCCUCAAAAGUCAAACGGAUUAGAUAAUAUGUCUUAGAGCUGAAGAAUUGUUCUGUUUUAUUAAUUUAUAUGUGUAGCUUUAUAAUUUUAAUUCUUAAGUUUCGUUGUUAAAAAAUCCUUUGUGGCAGUUAGUAUAUUUACUACACCAUUUUGAAAAUGCCUUUAGUUGUUAAGCACCCUCACUUGAUGGACUAUUACUGUUAAGAAUGUGUGAAGUGGAAGUGAUAUUUUAAACAAUUAACCUUCGGUUUUAAGAACUGUUGAAAAAUACAUUCCCUUUUGUUGCAUAUUAGAUAACGCUGUUCUAAGCAAAUUACAAUAUGAUCAAGAUUACGAAAUUUACCUUGUGAUUAACUAUACUCGAAUAUGAAUAAAGUUGUGUCUAAGAAAUUACCUUUGGCCAAGACAAUAGUUUAUCUAAAAUUUAUUGUUAGGCUAGGACAAGUAUUUCUUAGAUGUGCCUUUUUUCACGUGCAAAUAUAAUUACUAACAACAUAUGUUUCGAACCUUGUCUUAUUGCUGAGUUUAGAGUUAAUUGGACAUAGUUACUGGAUUUUAAAAGACUUUCUAAAAACCGAGGGUUUAUUUUAACACUGGUCGUUAAAAUGGCUAAAUCUGUUUUGUAAUUGUUUAUUUUGCUCAAUUAUGUAUUUAUAUGUUAAGGAAUGGAAUUGUUUGACCAGUAGCCAUUUUAUAGAUUGAAAAUAAAAUUGUUUUGAUUUCUAGAAUUAAUUUAGACUUGUGUUUGGUUGGAUGUAAAGUUUUUGUUGCAAUUACGUAAAAUACUCAGUAGAGGGUGCCGUUGUUGUUCAGUAUACACAUAUCUCAGACACAAGUGCAAUAUGAAAAUCAUUUUAGCAUUUUUUCAAACAUGAACUAGCAAUAUUUAAUAGUCUAAGGCAUUCACAUUUAGCAAUUACUUCAUAAUCAAACUAUAGAUUGUAUUUUUGUGAACGUGAAUACCUAAGUGAUACUUUUGCUUUUAGUGGAUUUUAAUAUUUAUGUAUUCAUAGGAGCUUAUAGUGGCUACUAUACUAGUUCUUAUUUCAAUAAAAUAUUUAAAACCGA
This is a messenger RNA of Tribolium madens (black flour beetle), 4025 nucleotides long. It is a transcript of the gene mura, whose product is annotated as RING finger protein 44. The record is from RefSeq and is a predicted model, not a curated record. The transcript has 9 exons. NCBI's taxonomy places the organism in Eukaryota, Metazoa, Arthropoda, Insecta, Coleoptera, Tenebrionidae. The coding region runs from base 261 to 2087 and encodes 608 amino acids.